Molecule: messenger RNA, 1560 nt
Organism: Phytophthora infestans T30-4
Lineage: Eukaryota; Oomycota; Peronosporomycetes; Peronosporales; Peronosporaceae
Product: Amino Acid/Auxin Permease (AAAP) Family
Exons: 1
Coding region: 1-1560 (519 amino acids)
Biological process (GO): amino acid transmembrane transport
Cellular component (GO): vacuolar membrane
Molecular function (GO): amino acid transmembrane transporter activity
Source: RefSeq, a predicted model, not a curated record
AUGGCUGCAAUGACCCCGUCCGCCGAGCCGCGGCGCUCGGCGUUCUUCACGCUUGAGGACGCCAAGAUAAGUUUCAGUAUCAUCUGCUGCAUCUGCGGCAUCGGCACGCUCGCCAUGCCCUCCAAUUUCGCCCGUGCUGGACCCGUGUACGGCACCAUUGCGAUGCUUUUUAUGGCUUUUGCCAAUAUCUAUUCAACCGUGGCGCUGUCCCGCGUCAUCCUCGUAGCGCCUCCCUCCGUCCAGACGUUCAGCGAUGUUGGUGAGUGGGUGCUCGGCAAGACCGGACGCUACCUCGUCAACGUGUCCCAGUUGCUUGUGUGUCUGCUACUACCGUGCGCCUUCCUGGUGCUUGGUAGUACCCUCCUAGACGUGCUGUUCCCGGACUCGUUCAGCCAAAUCUUCUGGAUCGUUUUCAUGGCCGUCACGGCCGUGCCGGCCUGUUUGAUUCCGACCCUCAAGGCCGCUGCGACCGUCGCGUUCAUCGGAUGUAUGGGAACCAUCAUCGCUGACGUGGUAGGAAUCUACGUCCUGGAAUGGGAGAUGCGCGGUCAUCCAGCCGCGCCGUCCCCCGAUAUCUCGCUGCACCAGGUCCUGACGGCGUUCGGCAACCUGUCGCUGGCGUACGGCGUCGCCGUCUUGAUUCCCGAUCUGCAGCGUCAGCACUCGCAGCCCAAGCGUAUGCCCCGCGUUAUCGUGGUUAGUCUGGGCAUCGGUUCGGCUUUCUUCCUGGCUGUGGCUAUCGCUGGUUACGUAGCUGGAGGUUGCCAGCUUUCGGCUAACCUUCUCUUCUCCAUCGUCAACAUUUCCGACCCGUCAUCGCCGUCUGCGCUGGGUUUCGUCCCAGAUCACGGCGCUGUGAUCAUGGCGUACAUGUUCAUGCACCUUCACGUCGUGAUAGUUCUGUCCACGGUGCUGCAGCCACCGUUCUAUAUGGCUGAGCGUCUCAUUCUAGGUAUGCACAAGGACCCCGUCGAUGCCGUCUCGAUCCAUCAAGAGAGAAAGGAGGAAAACGACGGAUGGGAGGAGCUGCGCGAAAAGAUGUCGACUAACGGCCCCGUACUCAGCGUCACCGAACGCGGCGCGAGAGACCUCGAGAGCAACGCCGAGUCGGACAUCGAUACGCUGUCGAACUCUGCCAAGCGUGAACAGGGCGAGAAGGAACACGAUGAGGCCCAGCUCUCAAACUACAGCGUCAAUGUGUUCCGCUACGUCACGUUGCGUCUCGUCAUCAUGGCGAUUCUUGUGGGAGCCGCAAUCGGCUUCCGCUCGCACUUCCUGGACCUCGUGGAUUUCACGGGCGCGUCGGCCAUCACCGUGUGCUGCCUGGUGCUGCCGCUUGUGUUCUACCUCAAGGUUUUCUGGCGCGACUUGCCAAUGUAUGAGCGCGUGGUGGCGGUUGUGGUGAUCGUCGUGUGCACUGUCGUGGGUUGCUACGUUAUGAUCGACGCCGGCAAGAAUCUGUUUAAUCCUGAUUCGGACGGCGUGACGUUUCCGUACUGCUCGGAGGAGUAUCAAUCCGAGCCGUACUACGUGCGUAACUCGACGUCAACCUCGGCGUGA